GGUACACAAAUUCAGGUUAUGUAUUGUUUAAUUUUAUCUUUCUUUAUGGCUUUAUCUACUUCAGUUGUUUCCUCACUAUGAUUCUUCAAGUGGAUAUGUGGGUUGUGAUGCCAUCUGACAGGUGGAACUGAAAGCUAUUUACAAGUAUGGAUGAUUUACUUGUCUUAAAUGUUUGUAGCAUCUUGUUUAGUAUAUCGUAAAUUAUCAGGACUGUGUGGGAGAUCAAACAAAAAACAUUGGUAGACAUGGCGAUUGACCGUGGGUGCUACGUAGAUCAGAGUCAGAGCUUAAAAAUAUCCACAUGGAUCAACCUGAUCCUGGGAAGCUCUCUUCCUUGCAUUUCUAUGCUUGGUCUAAGGUCUGCUAUCUCAACUCUUGUGCUGGUUUAGCUUGGUUUUGCUCAGUUUUUGGUGCUGAGUGGAGUGCAAGCUGCAGGAAAAAUGUGCUGCUGAGGGCAGAUGUGUACUCUAAUGUGCUGUUGGGCUUUUUCUGGUCAUGGACUGAUUGCUGUGGCUGUUUACUAUUGGAGGCUUCCUUCAGGUUGGAGACUUCCUUCAGGAUGAUCUUUGUGACAAGUAGAACAACAAUAAUUUAUGCCAUGGUCUUGGUAGAUAAUCUGCAAGAAUCUGGUCUGAGAAGGUUUGUGCAUCACUAUGCUGCUGUUGCUUCUGGUCUGGGUGGAUGGCUGCUGUGUUCUAUAGAUGGUGGAGCUGUAUGGCCUAGUGGGGGUAAGUUGCUAUGUUACUGCUGGAAUCUGUGUUGGGAUAUGUUUCCUGAUCUAUGUUUUGUUGGGAUAUGUUUGAUGGAAUCUGGUCUGCAGUUGUGGUGCUCUGUUUGGUAAUAUGUAUGCUGGUGUGAUAUGUGGAUGAAGCUGUUUGGCCUACAGGUUACUGCCUGGUCUGAGGCUGGAGAUUUCUGGCAGUAAGUUGUUCUGCUAUGUUGUAGUUGAGGUGCUGUCUAGUCAGUUGUGAACUGAGAAUGAGCUGCUGUGAUCUAGUUUGCACUAGUUGACCAAAUGAGUAUUGUUGUAGAAGGUUUUAAAACAAGUGCAAGUCUCCAGUAUUAAAUCUUUAUGUAUCUGUUCCUUUAAUGAACUUCCAUGUUCAUACUAUUCGACAAAUCUGGUAGACUUCAUUUUGUACAGAGUUAACGGAGUUUGCAAGAACAUGUAUUGUAUAUAAA
Camellia sinensis is the source of this 1182-nucleotide messenger RNA. RefSeq lists its product as uncharacterized. The record is from RefSeq and is a predicted model, not a curated record. NCBI's taxonomy places the organism in Eukaryota, Viridiplantae, Streptophyta, Magnoliopsida, Ericales, Theaceae.